Messenger RNA from Paramecium sonneborni, 355 nucleotides. NCBI's taxonomy places the organism in Eukaryota, Ciliophora, Oligohymenophorea, Peniculida, Parameciidae. The record is from the annotation of a GenBank genome assembly.
AUUUGCUUAACUUCAAUACAUCAUAUACAUAGGUUGAAAAUAGUAUUGGCUAUCACCAUGAGUUAAACUUGCAGCCUAAUCCCUAUAGACUUAUUUUUUACUUUAUUGUUCUUCUAAGAACAUAAGAAGACAUUAGAAGAAGUAGGUUAGACCAUGAGAAUUGAAAGAACUAUAGAUUCGAUAUAAUGGAGAGAAAUUGUGUAUUGAAAAAAAAUAACAUAAUUUGAUAAAAUAAGUUAUAAGUAGAUGAAAGGUAAACCUGAUGUUGAAAUUGAUAAAGGAAGGAGUAUAAUUUCAAGAAAAAGUAAAUUAAAUCAAUACUUAUUGUAUUUGAAUAGAGCUAGAUAUAAAUUAU